Messenger RNA from Adineta ricciae, 1765 nucleotides. The record is from the annotation of a GenBank genome assembly. NCBI's taxonomy places the organism in Eukaryota, Metazoa, Rotifera, Eurotatoria, Adinetida, Adinetidae.
AUGAUCAAUGAAAAUGGAGCAACUAAUAACAAGGCGAAAAUCAUUACAAAAUUGUAUCCUUUCGGUUUUUGGCAAGAUGCGACAGUACUUGGCCACAUUGCUGGAUUAUUAUGCCUCAGCAAUCUUCUUUUUCCGUUUAUGAUCACAACCGUAUCUAUCGCUCUAAUGGGAAGUGUAGGUCAAGCAGAACUCAAUGCGAGCACAUUGGCUUUUGCUGUUUAUGGACUCGUAGGCAAAGCAAUGACCGCCGGUCUUAACUUUGGGUGUGAUACUUUACUGCCACAGUAUUUCAGUGGGAAGAAGAGUGGAAUGGGCAUCGUUCUGCAGCGUGGCGUACUAAUUACGUGUUUUGGUUCUUUACUCUCAUGGUCGUUGAUGUUGAAUGCAAAAUAUGCACUUAGAUGGAUUGAGCAUGACUCACAUGUGAUAACACUUACCAAUACCUUUCUACAGCUCUACUUGCUUGUUGUUCCGUUGGAUGCUGUAAUAUCCCUGUUACGCAUGUAUUUGGCAAGUUGUGGAAAAACACGUCCAAUCGUCAUUAUUUUUGCCAUUGGCAACGUGAUUCAUAUUAUAUCGUUGUAUAUCUGUCUGUAUUACCUCCAUAUUGGCCUUCAAGCAGCACCAAUAUCAGCCAUCUUGUCAUAUACCACCAUAUUACUAGCCUUCGUGGCCUAUAUACGUUCUUCGACGCUCUAUGAAGAAACGUGGCAUCCAGUAACUCGCGCCUGUCUUCGAGAGUGGGACACAUAUCUGAAGUUGGCUGUCCCAGGUGCGUUAUCAAUCUUUAUUGAAUAUUGGUCCGUCGGCUUGAGUGUCCUUUUUGUGGUUAACUUAGGCCCUGAUUCUCUUUCGGCACAAGUUGUAGUGCAGCAAACAAUAUGGUUUAUCUUACAUAUUAUGACAUCGAUUAGUGAUGCAGGUAACAUUCUUAUCGGACGACAACUCGGCGUCAAUCAAACGCAGAGAGCGAUUCAAGUAAAAAAUGUCGUUUACACACUCGCCGUAGCUGCAUUGUCGAUCACUACAUGCUUCAUUGUCCUCGGUCAUGAUUGGAUUCCAAUCAUCUAUAGUGUACCGAAAAGUGCUCAGUCGCUGGCUCAAAAUGCCCUCCUGUUGGCUGCUGUUGUUAAUAUCUUCGAAGGUUUGUAUGUUGUUCAAACUGGCAUAAUCAGAGCAUGUGGAAUGCAGAAGUUCUCAGUGAUUAUUUUAUUCAUCGGCUUCUAUGUAUUCGGACUUCCGUUAGCGUAUGUUUUCACAUACGUGAUUCAUAUGAAUAUUUACGGGUUUUGGCUAGGAAUAAUUAUUGCCGAAUUAAUAAUGAAUACUGUGCUAUUCAUACUUGUGCGGUUUUUCAACUGGGAAGCUGUCUCGCAAACGGCAAUGAAACGAUUUCAACGUGAUGAUACGAUGGCAAUGUCAGAAGACAGUGCGUUACUUAGCAAUAGAUUAUUAAAACAAAGUGCCGACGAAAAUCUUCAGUUAUUACCACGUCGAUGUACUGAAGAAAUCAGCGAAGAAGGAGUCGCAGAUGAUGCAUCACAAAGUUCAUCACACCCUGCAAUAUCGCAAACAUCUGUAUUUGAACUGAUUAAAGUCGAACAAUCCCAUACUCGGAUCCCACCGGAUCCCAUCGGAUCCAAUACAGAAUUUUAUCGGAUCCUACAGGAAUUCGACGGAUCCGAUGAAAUCCUGGUGACGGAAUUGCAUUGGAUUCCGACGGUCUCGGAUCCGAUCGGAUCUCGUCGGACCCGAAACAUGGAUU